GCUGAAAGGCAGAGUCAGAAAGGAAAAGGAACCCUGGAGUGACUGUGGGUUAACAGGAAAACUGAAUUUGUUCUUUACUGCAAUUGAAAGCACUGGAAAAUGUGCAAAGGAUUAGCCGCUUUACCCCAAACCUGCCUCGAAAGGGCUAAGGAGAUCAAGUCGAAAUUAGGAGUCUUACUGCAGAAGCCGGAAAAUGCCAUCGACCUCAUCAUCCCCUACCCUGAGAAGACUGAAAAGAAACCGGAGAAGCUCCAGAAGCCUGCUCCUGAAGAGGCUUCUCAAUGGCGUGAGAGUCUGGACCGGGUCCUGAACAACAGCUAUGGUCUGUCUGCCUUCCGUAGCUUCCUGCAGUCUGAGUUCAGUGAUGAAAACAUCGAGUUCUGGAUGGCCUGUGAGGAUUUCAAGAAGACCAAGAACCCAGCGAAGAUGGCUGCCAAGGCAAAGAAGAUCUACGAAGACUUUAUCCAGUCUGAGGGACCCAGAGAGGUCAAUAUUGACCACUUCACCAAGGAUGUGACCCUGAGGAACUUGGUGGAGCUUUCCCCUUCAACCUUUGACCUGGCCCAGAAGAGGAUCUAUGCCCUCAUGGAGAAAGACUCCUUUGGCCGUUUCCUCCGGUCUGAGCAGUACCAGGAGCUCCUGGUCAACUAAAUUGAGUAGCUAGGGCAGGGGUGGGUAGGUGGGGAGAUUUUAAACAGUAGCUAGAUGGUUUGAAAAAAAGAAAACUAAUGAAGAAUUUCGAUUAAAUAUUUAUAAUAA
This is a messenger RNA of Pundamilia nyererei, 759 nucleotides long. It is a transcript of the gene rgs5a, whose product is annotated as regulator of G protein signaling 5a. NCBI's taxonomy places the organism in Eukaryota, Metazoa, Chordata, Actinopteri, Cichliformes, Cichlidae. The transcript has 5 exons. The record is from RefSeq and is a predicted model, not a curated record. Bases 100 to 651 code for a protein of 183 amino acids.